AUGCCUUUCUUGCUCAAGUUGACUGAAACGGCUCUCAACCUAGCUGUUUCGACCACUAGGAAUGUUCGCAGUCUUCCUGCCGCUAGGCAGCCAUUGGUCAUCACAAACGAUGCAAUAAUAGCUGCCAGUAAGAAGUUGAAAUCCUCCACGGGAUGUGGCCCAGACGGUAUCCCAUCGCUUGUCAGACCACUUACUGCAGUAUUCAACCUCUCGCUGACUUCCGGGGUGUUUCCGGUGUGCUGGAAGCAGUCAUAUGUAUUUCCAGUUUUCAAAAAGGGCUGCAAGAGGACCGUAUCAAACUACCGGGAAAUAGCUGCGCUGUGCGCCGUUUCCAAGCUAUUUGAGUUGAUUGUUCUUGGCGAAUUGACUUCAAGUUACGCCCAUUACAUUUCAAACGACCAACACGGGUUUAUGCCCAAACGUUCAACGACCACUAACCUGGCGUGCUUCACUUCCUUUGUAAUAAGACAAAUAGAGAAUGGCCAUCAGGUGGAUGCAAUCUAUACAGAUCUUUCUGCUGCAUUCGACAAAAUGAAUCACUAG
Messenger RNA from Armigeres subalbatus, 543 nucleotides. RefSeq lists its product as uncharacterized. The transcript has a single exon. Lineage: Eukaryota; Metazoa; Arthropoda; Insecta; Diptera; Culicidae. The record is from RefSeq and is a predicted model, not a curated record. The coding region runs from base 1 to 543 and encodes 180 amino acids.